AUGGCAGCUGACCGCACAAACCACACGGACUGCACGGACCCCACGCCUGAACAUGGCCACAACGGCCACAACUUGGAGGUCGACUUUCGUGCGACUCCGUCCACCAGAAGCUUGACCUGGCAAGUGCCCGAGAGUCUUGUUCGCGGAAUUCCAUUUCGGUGCCUCUUGGCGGGAGGUGGACGACCUUUUCGGACGAAAUCCGACUCUGCCAAAACUUUAGCAAAACAAUUGAAACCCUGUGUUACAUAUGAUGCGUUUAUUAGCCAUGACUGGCAAACCUCUGGUUGGCUGAAGUAUGCAUCUCUCUUGUUGCUCUUCAACUCGCAAACUGCCGCCAUUGUGACCCUAGUUGUGAGC
This is a messenger RNA of Cladocopium goreaui, 357 nucleotides long. Lineage: Eukaryota; Dinophyceae; Suessiales; Symbiodiniaceae. The record is from the annotation of a GenBank genome assembly.